AUGUCCUUAUCCACGCUCUGUGUCCAUGUGCAGGAUGAGCAGCUACGCGCUGCCGCAGAGACCAUGCCGUCUGCUCGCUAUGUGCCGGCCUCACACCUGGACGCCAUCCUGGCUGGGCUGACCGAGGAGGCCAGCGCAGGGCUGGGGGCCCUCCUCUUCUCUGACGGGAUGGCACUCGACACAAAAGGAUACCUGGACGGGCUCUGGGCCGACACGCAGCGGCGCGCCAGGGAGCUCGGCACAGAGGCAGUGUUGCAUGAGAACACCACUGUGCAUGACCUGGCGGAGCUGAACGUUGGCAAGGGCCCCUAUGCUGGCAUCGUCCUGGCCAUGGGGGCUGGGGUGGCCGAUCUGGCCGGGGUCAAGGAUCACCUGCCCCCCUUCAUGGACAUGGUGGCCGGCAUCAGCCUGACGCUGGAGCUAGGGGCCGAGGGCUGGGCCGGUGCAGUGCACCCCGAGCGGGUCCAUGGAGCCGAGCCCCCCACCGCGACCACGGCGGUGGAACCCGACGCACACAGCCCAGAUGCGCGCUGUGCCGGCGAUCUGCCCGCGCACGCCUCUGGCUGGCCCGAGGGCGCCCCCAGCCUGGCGGCCAUGCCGUACAUCGCGGCGCAAGGGUCCCGGCGCUGCGUCAUUGGCGCAACCUGGGACCGCCCCGCGGCGCCCGACCAGAACCCCGGCACGGCGCCCAGGACGGCGGGGGAGCUGCUGUCCCAGGCCCGCGCGCUGUGGCCCGGCCUGGCGGCCUGGCGCGUGGCGCACCGCGCGCACGGCACGCGCGUCGUGUCCCAGCGCACCGACCACGGCACGCCGCCCUACGGCGGCCGGCUGGCGCUGGGGCCCGCGCCGGCGCUGCCCCCCGUCUGGCUGAUGAGCGGGCUGGGGGCGCGGGGCCUGCUGUACCACGCCUGGCUGGCGCAGCUGACGGCGGAGGGGGUGCUGCGGGGCGGCGAGGAGCACCUGCCGCCCGAGCUGCUCAGGUGGAGGAGGCGUGGGGGCUGA
Messenger RNA from Auxenochlorella protothecoides, 1002 nucleotides. RefSeq lists its product as hypothetical. Bases 1 to 1002 code for a protein of 333 amino acids. Gene Ontology annotation, molecular function: oxidoreductase activity. Lineage: Eukaryota; Viridiplantae; Chlorophyta; Trebouxiophyceae; Chlorellales; Chlorellaceae. The transcript has 2 exons. The record is from RefSeq and is a predicted model, not a curated record.